GCGGGCGGCGGCAGCGGCAGCCCGGUGGGCGCGCGCCAGGCCGACAGCCAUGGCGGCGGCGGCAGAACGGAGCCGCCUCAGCUUCCCUGGCGGUACGGGGGCCCUGGGGCGGCCCGUGCCUAUGAACCUCUUCGCUACUUGGGAGAUCGACGGCUCCAGCCCUAGCUGCGUCCCCAGGUUGUGCAGCUUGACAUUAAAGAAACUGGUAGUCUUAAAGGAAUUGGAUAAGGAGCUUAUUUCUGGGGUCAUUGCUGUCAAAAUGCAGGGAUCCAAGCGCAUCCUGCGCUCUCACGAGAUUGUAUUGCCCCCGAGUGGACAUGUGGAAACGGAGCUUGCACUGACCUUCUCCCUGCAGUACCCUCACUUCUUGAAGAGAGAGGGCAACAAGCUUCAGAUCAUGCUGCAGCGGCGGAAACGGUACAAGAACCGAACCAUUUUAGGCUACAAGACUCUGGCUGUGGGGUCUAUCAACAUGGCUGAGGUCAUGCAGCACCCAACAGAAGGUGGUCAAGUUCUGAGCCUUUUCAGCAACAUCAAAGAGGCUGCAGUGAAGGUAGCAGAAAUCUGGAUCUUCUCCUUGUCAAGUCAGCCAAUUGACCAUGAAGACAGCACUAUGCAGGCCAGCCAGAAAAUCAAGUCUACAGACAACUAUUCCGAGGAAGAGUACGAGAGCUUCUCUUCUGAGCAGGAGGCCAGUGAUGAUGCCGUACAGGGCCAGGAUUUGGAUGAUGAUGAGUACGAGCUGGGGAAGCCCAAGAAGCAGCGGAGAUCGAUAGUAAGAACGACGUCCAUAACCAGGCAACAAAACUUCAAACAAAAGGUGGUGGCAUUGUUGAAGAGGUUUAAAGUGUCUGAUGAGGUUCUGGAUUCAGAGCAGGACCCUGCAGAGCAUGUUCAAGAGGUGGAGGAGGACUUGGACCUUCUAUAUGACACUCUGGACAUAGAGAACCCCAGUGACAGUGGGCCAGAAAUGGAGGAUGACGACAGUGUCUUGAGCACUCCAAAGCCAAAGUUAAAACCAUAUUUUGAAGGACUGUCACACUCCAGCUCUCAGACAGAAAUUGGUAGCAUCCACAGCAUCAGGAGCCAGAGAGAGCCAUCAAGUCCUCAGGUAGAAGUGCCUGAAAAGACAAAGAGUCUUGGAACCAAACAUGCAGGCGACAGUAUUUCUGACACUGUCUCUUACGAGUCUAACCAGCAAGCCGAGGUCCAGGAAGCUGAACUUCCCACGCCAGAUGUGUUUGUCGAAAAGCUCCCACCCAGUGGGAAGAUCACUAAGACUGAGUCCCUCAUUAUCCCAUCCACCAGGUCUGAAGGGAAGCAGACGGGCCGUCGGGGAAGGAGCACGUCUCUGAAGGAGAGGCAGCCAGUGAGGCCACAGAACGAGAGAGCCAACAGCCUGGACAAUGAACGCUCUCCAGACACUCGGCAUCACUUACAGAUCCCAAGGAAAACAGUGUAUGACCAACUAAAUCACAUCCUGGUUUCCGAUGACCAGCUGCCAGAAAACAUUAUUCUUGUCAAUACAUCUGACUGGCAAGGCCAGUACCUAUCAGAUGUCUUGCAAAAGCAUACCUUGCCAGUGGUCUGCACAUGCUCCUCAGCUGAUAUUCAGGCAGCUUUCAGCACUAUUGUCUCCAGGAUACAGAGAUAUUGUAACUGCAACUCGCAGCCUCCAAACCCAAUUAAAAUUGCAGUGGCAGGAGCCCAGAAUUACCUCAGUGCUGUGUUGAGGCUCUUUGUAGAGCAGCUGUCUCACAAAACCCCUGACUGGCUUGGCUACAUGAGAUUUUUGAUCAUCCCUCUAGGCUCUCAUCCAGUGGCCAAGUAUCUGGGGUCUGUAGAUUAUAGAUACAACAACUUCUUCCAAGAUCUAGCCUGGAGAGAUCUGUUCAACAAACUUGAAGCACAGACCACUGUUGCAGAAGCACCCGACGUCGUGUCCCGGAUAACACAGUAUAUAGCAGGGGCCAACUGUGCACACCAGUUGCCCAUUGCUGAGGCGAUGCUGACGUACAAGCAGAAGAGCCCUGAUGAAGAAUCUUCGCAGAAGUUCAUUCCCUUUGUCGGGGUGGUGAAGGUUGGAAUAGUGGAACAAUCUUCUGCAACAUCAGGUGACUCUGAUGAUGCAGCUCCCUCAAGCUCCAGUGUCCUUUCUUCUACCCCACCUUCUGCGUCUCCUGCUGUGAAAGAAGCCUCCCCCACACCACCUUCCUCACCGUCUGUCACAGGCAGCUUCUCAUCCCCAAGCCAGAGCCUCGGUGCUGAGUUGAUGGGCCUGCAGGUGGAUUACUGGAUUGCAAUUCCACCCAUGGACAGAAAGAGAGACCCAGAGAAGAAGGACCCCUCCACUACCAAAAACACACUGAAAUGCACUUUCCGGUCCCUCCAGGUCAGCAGGCUGCCCGCCAGCGGCGAGAUUGCCACCACCCCAACCAUGUCCAUGACGGUUGUGACGAAAGAGAAGAACAAGAAGGUGAUGUUUUUGCCCAAGAAAACAAAAGACAAGGAGGUUGAAUCAAAGAGCCAGUGUAUUGAAGGAAUCAGCAGGUUGAUUUGCACAGCAAAACAUCAGCAGAACAUGCUGCGUGUCCUCAUCGACGGCGUGGAGUGGAACGACGUCAAGUUCUUUCAGCUGGCAGCACAGUGGUCCUCUCACGUCAAGCACUUUCCCAUCUGCAUAUUUGGACACUCCAAGUCUAACUUCUAGCCGAGCUCGGCGGAGGGACCUUCUGUCCGUGCCGGGGCCUGCGCCAGGAGCCAGGAAGUGUGUGCCAACUCCGACCCGCCUCGCUCUGCCCUCUCCUGCAGAAUUCAUUACAGAUGUGCUUGGAUUACUUUUGAAUUACUUUUUUUCUAUUAACUCUUUAAGUUUACUACAAGGGAAGGAAAGGAAAAACCCCUUUAAACAAAGGCAAAAAACCCCCAAAACCCCAACCACAACCCAGUCUUAAAUAUAGAUGUGCUGACAACGUGAAGUCGUGGGGGAGUUGGCAGGAGCAGGCAACCUGCCCGAGAACACCUACCACUGACAAGCAGAUAGCUGAAUAACUGCACUGCUUCUUAACCUGAGACCUCAUUGGGAUGAGUGGGCUGGGGGAGCCGUGGAUCAGCUCAGAUGGAUUUGGUGGAAGAUCUUGGCACGUUACGGUGCGUUUGGCCCCCUUCCUCUGUAUUUCUAGGAGAGAAAAGAAAAGAUGGCCAGUCUUUCUUCCUUCUGCCAAAGGAGAAGAGAUCGGCGAGGCUGGAGAGAGCUCAGCUGUCUGGUUUGAAGAGCGUAGCUAGGGAAGUCUGGAGAGGAGAUCCCCUUCGGAGCGUGGAGUCCACCACAGGGACAGGCAGGGGUUUGUGCUGAAGGAAGGCUGGGCAGGAAGGGGAGUUUGGGCAACUCUAUGUGUAAGGAAGCUCCAGUGUGCCAGGUCUGUGGCAGUGACUGAGCAGAGGCAGUCACAGUGUCCCUGCAGGCGGCUGUGCUGCUGAGGGACACCCUGUCAGCGGGGUCGCUGCUAUUUACAUACUCACACCGAUGAUUUACCUGUCAAUAAACCCUCCUCCAGCCUCUAAAGGGAAAGGAUUUUUUUUAACAGCUGCAGAUUUUUUUUAAUGCUUUCUAAAAAAAAAAUUAAAAUAUAAUUAAAAACAAAAAAAAAAAAGGAAGAAAAAAACCUGAGGUUGCCAAAAAAGCCCCAAACCCAGGAAGAUGAGCCGUUGCCUGUAGAUGCUGCUCUGUAGGUGGAUGUUGUCCUUAGCUUCUGCUUUCUGAGCGUUCCUCCCCACGGACAUUACUCUGUGGACAGUAUCUCUUCCCUGGCAGAUUGUGCUUUUGCCCUGGCACCACGCUGCCUGUGGAUUGAGGCUUUCCUGGGGCUGUCAGUCCCAAUGUGCAGUGGAAGGUGUAGGUGGGAUGUGAGGGGAUGAAGCCAGUUGGGUUCUCUGUCCACUUCAGGCACCAAAGUGUCUUCAGAGGUUGAAGAGGGAAAUCUUUUAGUAUCUUGCACUGGCUUGGCUGUGGCUGCACUGUACACCUCACUGCUUUCUGGGGUGCUUGAGGUGCCAGGACAAGAGGGUGCUCUUGCAAGGAGACAGUGUGACAGGCUGUGGGUCUGAGCAGCCCCAGGUGCUCCCUAGGCUUCCCAAGGUGUGUCUGGGAGGGACUGGGAGCAGGUGGCAGUUGGGGAGCACAGUGUGCUUGCUGUGUGGAGGGACAGACAACCUCUGCAUUUCAGGGUAAGGGACUGAAGAUUCUGGUGGAUUCCUUUUGGGCCCCACCCUUUGUGGGCAGGCCCAGCUCUGGGAGCAUUUCCAGGAGGCAUUCUCUGAGAGCAGUGAUGCUUUUGAACUUUGUUUUUUCAGUCUAAUCCCUUAACCUUGGGUUUGUAAAGGCUUGGGGAGCCCACUUUGCCCUGUUUGAUAGGUCCUGCUCUGCACAGGGACCAGCCAGGUUCUUUAGGGCAGGGCAGUGGAGGUGUACUUGGUUAGACCUUCUCCCACUGACAAAGUGAGAGCGUGGUCCCUCCUGCAUCUAGUGCCUGUUGCAGCUCACAGCACGGGCUGCUUCACCAACUCUGAUUUCAUUAAACUCUUUCCCAGCACAAGUGCAACCUACUUGGCCAGGGGCUGGGUAUUCCCUUCACACCCCGCAGGGGAGGAGAACAUGGUCCCACGCCCGGUGGCAUGCUGCUGGCCAGCACAUAUUGUCUAGUUGCAAUACGAGACAGGUCUGGCGUUGUAACACGGGUCUGCCUGCCAGUUCCUGGCUGUGGCAGAACCCGGCUGUGGUUCCACUGUCACCGUGUCCAUGGGUUGACCAGAGCUGCUGCUCUGGGACUGUAUAGCGUUGCCUAGCAGCGGCAGCGUGGGAGAUGCUAUAUAAGCACAUCGCUGCUUCUUUAUUGAGGCUGUUGCGUCACACACAUACACACACAAAAAAAAAAGCUUUUUAAACAAAGUUAGUCAGUGUGUGAUUUUUCUUCCUCAAGUCUCACACUGGUGUGAUGAGAUUGGGCUGGGAUCCAGCGUCAGGAGCCGCACGCGGCCAGGGCAGCCCAGUGCCCGAGCGUGAUAUUGCUGCAGAGGUGUGGGGUGAACUGACCAACUGCAAUAACUUUGUUUACUGAGGGGGUGAGGGAAGGAACCAUCACUGUGCUCCUCUUUGUAUUUCAACCUACUGUAAAGAAACAAAUGGUAGCUAGAACAGGAUUUUCAGAGUCCUGCCUAUCAAAUGUGUGUUGCUCUGCUCUACUCUGUGUGUGUGUGUGUGUGUGUGUGUGUGUGUGUGUGUGUACAUGUGAGAGAAACGCUUCUGCUCAUUGUAUUUCAUGUCAAUUUGUGUUUUGUUCUAACUUUAUACAAGCAAAUUCACUGGGAAACUUUGUUUGCCUGAGACCUGAAGGCUUGUGUCUCUGCAGGGUUUCUUCCCUGUGGAGAGCUGCUGUUGCUCUGAAAUGCCUCUUCAGUGGAAGGAAACAUUCCAGCUUCUCAGCCUUUUCCGCCCAGAGCCCAGCAGUGGCAGGUUGGCCUGGCGCAGGGUGCCCAGGGUGUGGCUGUGGUGUUGCUCGCCCUUGGAGGGAAGGGCCUGCGUGUGAAUUGGUGCUGCUGCUGUGGGCAGAGUGUUGUGCCUCUGCUGUUCCUCUCGUAUUAUAUGAAGCUGCUUUGUGCUGCUAUUUCUGUCCCUAAGGAGAGGAGAAACAGGUUUCUGUCUUCUAAGGAAAAUGAGUGUCAAAGUAUGCACGUGGCUGACCAUUUUGGGAAGGGGCUCUGCACAUGGUGACAUGAACAAGUAACUGAUCCUGGCUCUCACACCCUGCUGGCUUUCCCAAGAGUUUCCUGGGUGUAGGGGACCCUGCCGUGAGGGAACUCCUUGGCCGAAGGGAUCCCUGCUACAGGGCCAGGGAUUGCUGCUGGGGCAACGAUGUGCCCAUGUCUGUGGAGGUGCGCCAGUCUGGAACAGGGGUUGGAUGCUGGCCUAUUCUGCGAGUGCAGAAGGCUGGCUCAGAGCAGAGACAGCACCGCUCUGCCUUCAGCUCUGGAGAAUUUUGUCAAGGAAAGUGUAAGGGGAGUGAGGAAAUGCAGCGGUGUGCUGUCACCUGCCUGUGUUGGCUGAGCCCACAAAGGUAGGGCCUGGAGCAGGCAGCAUCUGAGCUGAUCUCUGCCUGGGAUGCGCUUUGAAGGUGGUGUCCCCUAGUCUCCCUGUCCCCUUGUGCCCCAGGGCUCACCCCUGCUCCCCGCAGAGCCCCUCUCUCCUGCUCCCCAGGCUGUGGCUUCUCACAGCAGCCGGGUUCUUUCGCAGCUGCUCCUGGGGCAGGGCCCUGGGCCGGCGCAGAGGUGACGCCUUGGAAUGGGCGCUGCUGACACUGACCUAGUUCAGCAGCACUGGCAAGCAGAUGAAAGAUGGAACGUCUCUGUGGCAUCGUGUUGCACCUUGAGUGCUUCCUGCUCCUCCAGGUUGCGUUUUCUGGAGACAAAGGCAGGACUGGGCCCUGCCAGGGUUCAGUUGGGGCUGGCUCUCCUGCGGCGCUGGCGACCGUAGGCAUCUCAGGCGGCUGUUUUAGGUUAGUGCUGUAGUCUCCAUCCAGUUCAAUUGUUACCAAUUACAUCUCAGCGGUAGCUGCAGACUCCUCCUUCAUUGCACAUGAGUUUGAGGAGAGACAGUUUCUUUGGCUAUGUUCUGCCACUUUAAUUAGCACACACUUCUGGCUUUGUGCUGCAGAGAGGGCAGGGGCAGGUGGCUGAGAGGCUUCCAGGGCUGUUUGCUUUCCAUCAUCAAACUCAGUGGAGAACCACACUGCCCCAUGCUUCGCCUCUGCUUGCAGCACAGGCCGUGUCGUUUUCCUUGCCUGCAGGGUGUCCUGGAGGCAGCAUUGGGAAGCCAGGCUGGAGGAAAUCCUGGCAAGAGGCAGCAGAACUGGUGGCCGCCUGCUGCUUGGUGUGCUGAAGGAUGGAGGAGGCUGGGGUCAGGGCAGUUUCUGCCAUGCAGUGGUAAAGGGCUGGGUGCCCUGGAGCUUUGUGGAAGCUCAGUUGGAUGCAGUGCCUCUGCUCCUCCGUUCAGGGGGUCUCGAUCUCGGCAGAUAGCUGUGUGGUGGUAUUUCAGUGUGACAGUCCCUCUGGACUUACCUGCCAGGGAAAAGGCCAGAAACGAGCAGCAUCUCUUGAAGGUUUCCUGGGGCCUCUUCAGUGAGUUGCACAUGGGAAUACUCCUGGCAGGGCUGGCUCCUGCAAGGUCACUUGGCUACUUUGGGACAGAUGUGGGGAGAAGAGGACAUGCCAGCUUAGAAAGCAGCAGGUGCCUGGUUUCAUUGGGGCAGAGCACUGGUGUGAGGCCACAUCCACUCAGCUGCUGCUUUGCACCUUGGCUGGAGGGUUUCCAGAGCAUUGCCUGCCUGGGUGCCUGUGUGCUGUGGCCACAGGGAAGCAGCUUGUGACCAUGAGUACCAGGGCUGCGUGCCACCAGCCUUGUCUGGACCACAGCAUGUGAGGGGACGUUACCGCUUUGUAGAUUCCUGAGUUGUCCAUCUGUUCCAUUGUUGUAUUGUUUGGGUUCUAGAUUGUGGUUUUUUUAAUGAAGACAGAUUAAAUGUAAAUAGCCUUUUUUUGGAACAAACUGCAACGUGCUCGACCUCGUCAACUAUUUUAUGGUACUAAUGCAACACUAAUAAAACUGGACAUGAAAGCA
Molecule: messenger RNA, 7672 nt
Organism: Colius striatus (speckled mousebird)
Lineage: Eukaryota; Metazoa; Chordata; Aves; Coliiformes; Coliidae
Product: phosphofurin acidic cluster sorting protein 2
Exons: 24
Coding region: 50-2710 (886 amino acids)
Biological process (GO): protein localization to plasma membrane
Molecular function (GO): transmembrane transporter binding
Source: RefSeq, a predicted model, not a curated record